Molecule: messenger RNA, 1320 nt
Organism: Scheffersomyces amazonensis
Lineage: Eukaryota; Fungi; Ascomycota; Pichiomycetes; Serinales; Debaryomycetaceae
Exons: 1
Coding region: 1-1320 (439 amino acids)
Source: RefSeq, a predicted model, not a curated record
AUGGCUACUAACAAAGAGCGAAAGGAAGUACUAGAAUUAGUGGAAGAUAAUUUCCGAGCGGAUUUAGCUAUACACUUAUAUUCUAUAGUAUUACUAAAAUGUAUAAAUCCAUACUACCCUAAUUCAAGAUGGAGUCAUUGGCCAUUACCAGCUGAUGAAGUACCUAUACCGAAGGGGGAAUUUACAUAUUGUGAUAAUGUGGUGGACGAGUCCAGUUUUGGAACUACAAUAGAUGAGGAUGAAGCAACACAACAGGAGGAAAAGAAAAGAGUUAGAGAAGAGUGUAUUCGACAAAGGAAAGUUAACAAGACUAGUAACAAAGAGUCUGGAACAGGUAAUGAUAGAGAAGAAAGUGCGAACAAAGUUGAAGAGUAUGUGAUUGAGAAUGAUGUUGAUCAUCAAGUUGAGCGUCAAAUAGAAGAGGAAGAGGAAGAGGAUGAAGAUUUGAGUACCAAUUACUUUGCGAAUUACGGAUCAAAUGAUGAAGAGGAGUUUAGUGAUUCUGAUGAUGAAAUUGAUUUCUCUAUGCCUAUCAGUAAAGUGACUUAUAUCGAGAAGGAGGUUGAUGCUAAAGCAGAAUUAGUCAAUGAAUUGAAUGCUAUGAUAGCUCGAAAGAUUCAUCAAAGAAUUCAGGAUAUGAAGAGUAGACGAGUGCUUGGAACUGAUUUAGAGAUUAGAGAUGAUAUACAACAAUCUGAUCUUGUUAAACGACUAAGUGUUCAACUUGCUAAUAAGGUUAAUACGAUGGUAGACAGACUUAAUGAUAAAAUCGAUAAAAAAUCCGAAUUGAUUUUGGACUGGCAUAAUGUGUUAAUGGAAGGUAUAGAACUUGUUGAUUUACCUCAUAACAGUUCUGAUAUCCUUAGACAUCAAGAAAUAUAUGAGCAUUGUGAAGAUCUAUUUAAUAAUAUAGAUUAUCGAUAUGAACUUGAUGAUGAAGAGGAUGAUGGAAUUGAUAAUGAAGACUUGACCACAUCGUCAGGAGCAUUGGUGGUUACCAAAUACUUGGAGAAGAUCAAGGAAUCUUAUGAUAAUGUAAGGCACCCAUUGUUUCAGAUAUUCCCCCACCGAUACUUGAUCCAUUUACGAGAAAAAGUUGCAUUUAAUGAUAAGUUCCGAAGGUUAUACUUUAAUAAACUUCAUACUAUGGCUAAGUAUCAACAAAUCGAAUGGAGUAAACGUCAACGGCCACUGAAGAUAAAGGGUAUUACACCAUUAAAGAAAGAUCUCUCAAAUAUUAAACAAGUUCAGCAAGAGGCAUUAGUGCAUUAUUCGCAUAAUAUUGAUGAAGAAGAGUAUAUAUUACGAAAGUAUGCAUAG